UUGAUUUUCAAUGAAUUUUCCAAUUCUAACUAGGUAUUCUAUUCUUUAAUUUGCUUCUACUUACUAAAUUGUCUAUUUUGAUUGCGUAGUAAUUUUCUGUUUCGUUUGUAUAUCAAUAGCCACUUUUAUUUUAUUGGUCAGUGCUACUGCAAACUAAAAGUUUUGGUCGGAAACAAUAAAAAUCAUUAAAAAUGCGUUGUUGUGUACCUUACUGCGAAAACACUUCCACCAAUGUGUCCACAUCAGAGUCGAAGGGGAUUAGUUUUCACGGUCUCCCCAGUGAUGUGCCUCUGCGUGCUGCUUGGCUCAGAGCCCUCGGCAAACAAGACAGUCAGCUACCAGACUCUGCUGUGGUCUGCUCCCAGCAUUUUCUUGAUGAUGAAAUGUAUGAAACAGAAAGUGGCUUAAGGCAUAUUGCUACUGGUGCUGUUCCUUCAACAGUGCAGGUUUGCAUGAUAUGCCUAGACACUGACAGCAAGCUGUAUCUAAUGAGUAAACACAAAUUGGAAGAAGCAUAUGAAAGGUUAACAGGAUAUCCAUUGUAUGAUCAAGGAAACCUGAAACAAACACUUUGUGUACAAUGUGCUCAGAGACUAAUAAACUUUAGUAGAUUCAGAGACAAGAGCUUGAGAGCCCGUGCACUGAUGAUGGACUUAGUUGAAAAACAUGAAUUAAUAACACGGCGACAUAUCAAAGGGAUAAACCGCACAAAGAACCAACUAAAGAGUAAUUUUGUGAUGAAAACUCUAGGACCUGACCACUGUGACUUAUACAUACUGGACUCCACAGACAAACAGACAGAAUCAGAGCCAAUCGGCUAUAGUGCUGUUGUGAAGAAUGAAGAAAGUUUUGACUCGCCGGUUGAUGAAGACAUGGAAGUGGCAGAGGAAGAUGACAAUACUGCAGACAAUGUCAAUGAUGAGUUAGAUGCGUGUAAGGAGGAGUGCUUCUCUGAGGAUAGCAUAAUGUUGGAAACGAAAUUGCUGGAUGAUGUUAUUUGCAAAGCUCUGGAGAACCCAGUAUUUGCAGAACAAGUGGCUGAAAUACCGGAUUUGUUAAAGUGUGAAAGUGCUGCCUUCCAAUGUACUUUAUGUUCUGAGGAGUUUGUUAGUGAACAUGCGUACAUGCAACAUAUGCACAUGCAUGACCAGCAGAACAGUGACGGAAAUGCUGACUGUAGCACGUCUCAAGUAUGCAAGCCUCAUACAGCCGUGAGCUCCUCACACUCUCCAUGCCUCACUGAGAACAAGCAGGCCAUUCCUCUGAGCCAGGCCUCGAGCCUGUCUGCACACAGCCCGUCUGCACACUCACCUCAAACUGCAGUCGCUCCUCUGUCCGCGAGACUUGCGCCGAGUAACGGAAACAAAGUGCAAGCUGAAGACGCCGAUACAGUCCAGAAGAGUAAACCACUAUUUAAAAUUAACAAUGUCGAAUUAAACAACCAACUAUUUGAUACCAACAAUGUAACUGACAUUAAUAGAUUGACUGAUUGUGUGGUCAUAUUAUAUGAUAUUUUCAAAAAGCCUGAAGAAGGUGUACCAAUACAAGGUGAAUCACUGGCGACAAUGAGACCAAGUAUUAGUUCUUGGGACAGUCAGCGUCAUAUUGAAAAGGCCUCUAAAGAUUUUAACUGUCAGGCAGUUAGUCGGAAUGAAGACACUAGACAUACGAUAGGAGACAUUCAACCAGUUACUAACAAACUGAAAGUUACUGAGCUUAAUGUUACGAAAACUUCACAAAGUAAAAGUUAUUGUUCAAAUAAUUACAACAGUGAAGAUAGUUUGCUUACUGACAAGAAUGGGUAUAUUUGUGAUGUAUGUAGACAUAAGUUUAAACGGAAAAGUGUCUUAGUUAAACACAUAAAGACUCACAAUGAAGUAAAACCGUUCACUUUCGAGUUUUGCCAAUUCAAAGCCAUACAUAAAUUUAGUUUAAAGAAACAUAUGCAAACUCACACGGGCGACAAACCAUUUACUUGCGAGUUAUGCGACUACAAAUGUACACAAAAUAGUAAUCUAGUGCGACACAUGAGAACUCACACGGGUGAAAAACCUUUUACUUGCGAGUUUUGCGAUUACAAAUGUGCACAAUCAAGUCAUUUAGUGAGACACAUGAGAACUCACACGGGUGAAAAACCUUUUACUUGCGAGUUAUGCGACUACAAAUGUGCACAAAAUAGUUGUUUAGUGCAACACAUGACAACUCACACUGGUGACAAACCUUUUACUUGCGAGUUAUGCGACUACACAUGUGCAUAUUCUAGUCAUUUAGUGCGACACAUGAGAACUCACACGGGUGAAAAACCUUUUACUUGCGAGUUAUGUGACUACAAAUGUGCACAAAAUAGUAGUUUAGUGCAACACAUGAGAACUCACACGGGUGAAAAACCUUACGUUUGUAAGUUAUGUGAUCAUAAAUUUGCACUAUCAAGUCAUUUAGUGAGACACAUGAGUACUCACACGGGUGAAAAACCUUUUACUUGCGAGUUAUGUGACUACAAAUGUGCACAAAAUAGUCAUUUAGUGCAACACAUGAGAACUCACACGGGUGAAAAACCUUACGUUUGUAAGUUCUGUGAUUAUAAAUUUGCAGGAACUAGUCAUUUAGUGAGACACAUGAGAACUCACACUGGUGAAAAACCUUACAUUUGUAAGUUUUGUGAUCAUAAAUUUGCACGAACUAGUCAGUUAGUGAGCCACAUGAGAACUCACACGGGUGAAAAACCUUAUGUUUGUAAGUUAUGUGAUUAUAAAUUUGCACAAACUAGUCAUUUAGUGAGACACAUGAGUACUCACACGGGUGAAAAACCUUUUACUUGCGAGUUAUGCGACUAUAAAUGUGCACAAAAUAGUAGUUUAGUGCGACACAUGAGAACUCACACGGGUGAAAAACCUUUUGCUUGCGAGCUAUGCGAUUACAAAUGUGCACGUAAGUCUAGUCUGGCGAGACACAGGAGAACUCACACUGAUACAAAUCCUCCGUCAUGUUCGUUCCCUCUUCUGUCCGCGAGACUUGCGACGAAUAACGGAAACAAAGUGCAAGCUGAAGACGCCGAUACAGUCCAGAAGAGUAAACAACUAUUUAAAAUUUACAAUAUCGGAUUAAACAACCAAUUAUUCAAUACCAACAAUAUAACUGACAUUAAUAGAUUGACUGAUUGUGUGGUCAUAUUAUAUGAUAUUUUCAAAAAGCCCCAAGAAGGUGUACCAAUACAAGGUGAAUCACUGGCGACAAUGCGACCAAAUAUUAGUUCUUGGGACAGUCAGUGUCAUGUUGAAAAUGCCUCUAAAGAUUGUAACUGUCAGGCAGUUAGUCGGAAUAAAGACACAAGACAUACGAUAGGAGACAUUCGACCGGUUAUUAAUAAACUAAAAGUUACUGAGCUUAAUGCUACGAAAACUUCACAAAGUAAAACUUAUUGUUCAAAUAAUUACAACAGUGAAGAUAGUUUGCUUACUGACAAGAAUGGGUAUAUUUGUGAUGUAUGUAGACAUAAGUUUAAACGGAAAAGUGUCUUAGUUAAACACAUAAAGACUCACAGUGAAGUGAAACCGUUCACUUGCAAGUUUUGCCAAUUCCAAACGAAAUAUAAAUGUAGUUUAAAGACUCAUAUGCGAACUCACACAGUUGAAAAACCUUUUACUUGCGAGCUAUGUGAUUAUAAAUUUGCACAAGUUAGUCAUUUAUUGAGCCACAUGAGAACUCACAUGGGUUUGUGUGAUUAUAAAUGUGCACGAACUAGUCAUUUAGUGACACACAUGAGAACUCACACGGGUGAAAAACCUUUUGCUUGCGAGCUAUGCGAUUACAAAUGUGCACGUAAGUCUAGUCUGGCGAGACACAGGAGAACUCACACUGAUACAAAUCCUCCGUCAUGUUCUGUAAAUCGUAGUUUGUUAGCCACUUUCAUUGGUCAGUGCAAAGGUUGGAGAAACUACAAAUCAUUGAAAAUGCGUUGUUGUGUGCCAUUCUGCACAAAUACUCCCACCAAUGUGUCCACAUCUGAGUCGAAGGGGAUCAGUUUUCACGCUCUCCCCAGUGAUGUGCGUCUGCGCGCUGCUUGGCUCAGAGCCCUCGGCAAACAAGACAGUCAGCUACCAGACUCUGCUGUGGUCUGCUCCCAGCAUUUUCUUGAUGAUGAAAUGUAUGAAACAGAAAGUGGCUUAAGGCAGAUUGCUACUGGUGCUGUUCCUUCAACAGUGCAGGUUUGCAUGAUAUGUCUAAACACUGACAACAAGCUGUAUCUAAUGAGUAAACACAAAUUGGAAGAAGCAUAUGAGCGGUUAACCGGAUAUCCAUUGUAUGAUCAAGGAAACCUGAAACGAACACUUUGUGUACAAUGUGCUCAGAGACUAAUAAACUUUAGUAGAUUCAGAGACAAGAGCUUGAGAGCCCGUGCACUGAUGAUGGACUUAGUUGAAAAACAUGAAUUAAUAACACGGCAACAUAUCAAAGGGAUAAACCGCACAAAGAACCAACUAAAGAGUAAUUUUGUGAUGAAAACUCUAGGACCUGACCACUGUGACUUAUACAUACUGGACUCCUCAGACAAACAGACAGAAUCAGAGCCAAUCGGCUAUAGUGCUGUUGUGAAGAAUGAAGAAAGUUUUGACUCACCGGUUGAUGAAGACAUGGAAGUGGCAGAGGAAGAUGACAAUACUGCAGACAAUGUCAAUGAUGAGUUAGAUGCGUGUAAGGAGGAGUGCUUCUCUGACGAUAGCAUAAUGUUGGAAACAAAGCUGCUGGAUGAUGUUAUUUGCAAAGCUCUGGAGAACCCAGUAUUUGCAGAACAAGUGGCUGAAAUACCGGAUUUGUUAAAGUGCGAAAGUGCUGCCUUCCAAUGUACUUUAUGUUCUGAGGAGUUUGUUAGUGAACAUGCGUACAUGCAACAUAUGCACAUGCAUGACCAGCAGAACAGUGACGGUUAUGCUGACUGUAGCACGUCUCAAGUAUGCAAGCCUCAUACAGCCGUGAGCUCCUCACACUCUCCACACCUCACUGAGAACAAGCAGGCCAUUCCUCUGAGCCAGGCCUUGAGCCCGUCUGUACACAGCUCGUCUGCACACUCACCUCAAACUGCAGUCGCUCCUCUGUCCGCGAGACUUGCGACGAGUAACGGAAACAAAGUGCAAGCUGAAGACGCCGAUACAGUCCAGAAGAGUGAACCACUAUUUAAAAUUAACAAUGUCGGAUUAAACAACCAACUAUUCGAUACCAACAAUAUAACUGACAUUAAUAGAUUGACUGAUUGUGUGGUCAUAUUAUAUGAUAUUUUCAAAAAGCCUGAAGAAGGUGUACCAAUACAAGGUGAAUCACUGGCGACAAUGCGACCAAGUAUUAGUUCUUGGGACAGUCAGCGUCAUAUUGAAAAAGCCUCUAAAGAUUUUAACUGUCAGGCAGUUACUUGGAAUGAAGCCACUAGACAUACGAUAGGAGACAUUCAACCAGUUACUAACAAACUGAAAGUUACUGAGCUUAAUGCUACGAAAACUUCACAAAGUAAAACUUAUUGUUCAAAUAAUUACAACAGUGAAGAUAGUUUGCUUACUGAAAAGAAUGGGUAUAUUUGUGAUGUAUGUAGACAUAAGUUUAAACGGAAAAGUCUCUUAGUUAAACACAUAAAGACUCACAGUGAAGUGAAACCGUUCACUUGCGAGUUUUGCCAAUUCAAAGCCAUACAUAAAUUUAGUUUAAAGAAACAUAUGCAAACUCACACGGGCGACAAACUAUUUACUUGCGCGUUAUGCGACUACAAAUGUACACACAGUAGUAAACUAGUGCAACACAUGAGAACUCACACGGGUGAAAAACCUUACAUUUGUAAGUUUUGUGAUUAUAAAUUUGUACGACCUAGUCAGUUAGUGAGCCACAUGAGAACUCACACGGGUGAAAAACCUUUUACUUGCGAGUUUUGCGAUUACAAAUGUGCACUUAAGUAUAAUCUGGCGAGGCACAAAGUAACUCACACGGGUGAAAAACCUUUUACUUGCGAGUUAUGCGACUACAAAUGUGCACAAAAUAGUAAUUUAGUGCAACACAUGAGAACUCACACGGGUGAAAAACCUUACGUUUGUAAGUUAUGUGAUUAUAAAUUUGCACGAACUAGUCAUUUAGUGAGACACAUGAGAACUCACAAUCGUGAAAAACCUUACAUUUGUAAGUUUUGUGAUUAUAAAUGUGCACUUAAGUGUAAUCUGGCGAGGCACAAAUUAACUCACACGGGUGAAAAACCUUUUACUUGCGAGUUAUGCGACUACAAAUGUGCACAAAAUAGUAAUUUAGUGAGCCACAUGAGAACUCACACGGGUGAAAAACCUUACGUUUGUAAGUUAUGUGAUUAUAAAUUUGCACGAACUAGUCAUUUAGUGAGACACAUGAGAACUCACACUGGUGAAAAACCUUACAUUUGUAAGUUUUGUGAUUAUAAAUUUGCACGAACUAGUCAGUUAGUGAGCCACAUGAGAACUCACACGGGUGAAAAACCUUACGUUUGUAAGUUAUGUGAUUAUGCACAAUCAAGUCAUUUAGUGAGACACAUGAGUACUCACACGGGUGAAAAACCUUUUACUUGCGAGUUAUGCGACUACAAAUGUGCACAAAAUAGUAGUUUAGUGCAACACAUGAGAACUCACACGGGUGAAAAACCUUUUACUUGCGAGUUAUGCCAUUACAAAUGUGCACGUAAGUCUAAUCUGGCGAGGCAUAAAAUAACUCACACUGAUACAAAUCCUCCGUCAUGUUCGUGAGCCGCACGCGGCACUCCGCCGCCGGCGCAUGCUCAGGAGAUACACUCUUGUUGAACUGUUUGCUGAAGCACUGUCAUGUUGUAUUAUUAUGAGUAAUAAAUAUUGUGGCUAAUUCUGUUGCACACAAUCUCUAAACUGAUAUGGCUGGUCUAAAUGUAUUACAAUUAAUAUAAUAAUGAAAUAAAAUAAAAUUAAAUAGAGUAGAAAUAAAACUUACCUGCUACCUACUACGUUAAUUACAAAUUACUAAUAUGUACUCAAAUUAAAUAUUUUUCUAAUUAUUCACAGGUUUUGUGUUUUUUUUUUAAGAUAAUCCAUGACCAACUUCUUGUAAGUUCCCACACGAGUCGAAAAGAUAUCAAUAUUGCCAAAGCAAUCAUUAUAUGACUGCGUCAUUCUCCAUGGUGGCGAGCGCUCACCAGAAUUUGUACGACAUUUUAGAGUAGCAAAAAGUUUAUGAGUUUGUUUACUGCGCACAUGACUUCAAAGUUGAAUUUUUUAACAGAGUUUACGAGUUAAGGGAAUACAAUAGUUAUUUGUUCAACAAGAUAGCAAAAUUCAUUUCUGCUGCGAGUGCCUAGUUUGAACCCCGAGCGGGCGAAGGAUUCUAUAAUAGAAUCACGAGCGUAGCGAGUGAUUCCAAGUUAGAAUCCUGAGUGUAGCGAGGGGUUUAAAGGCACAAGAAACAAAAAUUUUGCUAUCGUGUGAUACAUACAACUUUUCACCUCGAUAGCGAAAACACAAGAUCUAAGAAAAUAAUUAUUUAUUGAAACACUAAGAUAUUUUUAUAUUCAUGUAUAUUACAUGUUUAUAUGAUAAAACCAGUUUCUGAGUAGAUCUUCACACUUUUAACAAAUUUCCAAUCGUUAAAUAAUUCAAAGGCUUUCAAGUAUUUUUCACGCCACUUUUCCGGAACAAAGUUUAAUUCAGCGUUAGACACUGAUUCCUUUAAUAACUGAUGGUUUUAAAUUAUCACUAGAAUAACUCAUUUUCUUAUUUUUAAAACUUUUAUAACAAUUAUCUACAAAGAAAUUAGAUAGGUAUGUUUUUAUUAAGCUUAAGACCUCAUAGACAAUUUUUCUUUUGUUUUUCCGCCAUGUUUUAUUCCUUUUUAAUCUGCGUUCGGAAUUGUGUCAAUCAUAAAAUAAAAUAUAUUAAUAAUAAAUCAAUAUUAAUUUUCUUUUACGUUUCAUGUUAUGUUACAGAAUUAUAAAGUCUAAAACACAUUUUAACAAAAAGCAAAUAUUUCAAAUAAUAAAAUAGAGAGUUAAAAAAAUUGUCGAAAUAAAAUGUAUGGGAUAUUCAAUAUUAUAUACAACAUUUCCGAACGUUUCUUGUGACGAUGAAUUGAAUAAAUGCCAAUCCAAUGCAUUCUAAAAAAAAUACACAAAAUAAGAAUAAUUCAUCUACGACUUACCAGGCUGCAUGGUCUACGACUUUUGCCUUUCCUGAAGGGGAUAAAAUCAACAUCAUCAUCAUGAAAGAAAAUACUUUUUCUCACACCAGUGAGAAAAAGUAUUUUUUCUCACUGGUUUUAAGUUUCACAAAACCAGUGAGCAAAACUCAAUGUUGCUCACUGGUUUUAGGCAGCAAAGGCGCCCUGUUUGAGCUAGAGAGGUGAAAAACAUAUUUAUUAUGACACAGAUCAAAUAAGAGCAUAGCUUCAAGUUCUUUACGCCUCGAAUGCAGUCAAGUAUAUUAUAUUUUCGAAGAAGUUAGUAAUGGGAUUCUAGCUUCUUACUUAGGGCGAGGGUCCAGUCUAAAUCACACAAACUGUUAACAAUAUUAUUUUUUAUAACUAGCCUUAGGUUACUUUUCUAGAACUUAAUAAUUUGAAGAUAUGUACAUUUAUAUUUAUUGAAGUUGUUUACUGUAACUCUUAAUGUACGAUUUUAGUUUUUAGUUUAAAAUGAUUAAAAUAUGAUAGUAAAAUUAA
Messenger RNA from Maniola jurtina (meadow brown), 8682 nucleotides. RefSeq lists its product as uncharacterized. Gene Ontology annotation, cellular component: nucleus. Bases 192 to 6746 code for a protein of 2184 amino acids. NCBI's taxonomy places the organism in Eukaryota, Metazoa, Arthropoda, Insecta, Lepidoptera, Nymphalidae. The record is from RefSeq and is a predicted model, not a curated record. Gene Ontology annotation, molecular function: zinc ion binding; RNA polymerase II cis-regulatory region sequence-specific DNA binding; DNA-binding transcription activator activity, RNA polymerase II-specific. Gene Ontology annotation, biological process: regulation of transcription by RNA polymerase II. The transcript is spliced from 18 exons.